Manduca sexta (tobacco hornworm) is the source of this 2768-nucleotide messenger RNA. Its product is annotated as serine/threonine-protein kinase MARK2. Lineage: Eukaryota; Metazoa; Arthropoda; Insecta; Lepidoptera; Sphingidae. Gene Ontology annotation, molecular function: protein serine/threonine kinase activity; ATP binding. The record is from RefSeq and is a predicted model, not a curated record. Bases 284 to 2326 code for a protein of 680 amino acids. Gene Ontology annotation, biological process: peptidyl-serine phosphorylation; peptidyl-threonine phosphorylation. The transcript is spliced from 8 exons.
UGCGCGCACGCCGCCAGUUGAAAGACUAGCGCCGGACGCCCAACGCGCUCCGCCCAACACCACAAAUACUUUAUACUUCGAUAAUUAUAUUUGUAGUACUGAAAUUUGAGUAAGCGUCCCCCUGGUUUAACUAAGUGAUGGUGAAAGCAAAAAUAAUAUGUGAAUAAAUGUGAUAUGUGCUUGGAUAAAGUCCAAAAGAAGUGCAUUGUGUACCUUAUUUGUGCAAGGGCGGCUGCCCUUCAUAUGCUGAUUUGUAAAGAAUGUGUUGGACUAGGAACCAAAGAUGAAUAAUGGUACAAGGAGGGCAUUGACUGGUUCUAUCCAUAAAGUUAGGGAAUUUGAGCUAGAAAAAGUAAGUUUGGUUGAAGAGUUUGAUAUAUUGCAAAUUGUUGGUGAAGGAUGGUUCGGAAAAAUUCUCCUCGUGGAGCACAGGGCUUCAGACACAGAAAUUGUGUUGAAAGCCUUACCAAAACCAUAUGUCUCGAUCAGAGAUUUCUAUAGAGAAUUCCAUUAUAGUUUACAUUUAAGUGCACACAAGAACAUUGUCACCACCUUCGAUGUCGCAUUUGAGACUGCUGGAUUUUAUGUAUUCUGUCAAGAAUAUGCUCUUUUGGGUGAUUUAACUUCAAACAUGCUCGAUACCGGAAUCGGUGAAACUCAUACUAAAAGAGUUGCGAAACAAUUAUCUGCUGCAUUAGAACACCUACACCAAAGAGAUUUAGUUCACAGAGAUGUAAAACUUGAUAACAUUCUCAUAUUCAAAUCAGACUUUUCAAGGAUAAAGCUUUGUGACUUUGGUGAAACGAGAAAGGUACAAUCCAUCGUAAGACGAAGAAAUGAAUGGUUACCCUAUUCGCCUCCGGAAGUUUUGAAGUUAUCUAUGGAUAGUAGUUAUAAGGCGUUAAUUACGCAUGAUGUUUGGCAAUUUGGUAUAGUUAUUUUCAUUUGCCUCACUGGUUGCCUACCCUGGCAGAAAGCGGCAUUUGAUGAUCCUCGUUACACAAGUUAUUACAAUUGGUACAGCAGUUCCAACCCGUUGAAGAAACAACCAAAGUUGUGGAAAAUGGUGUCGUCUAGGGCACAGAAAAUGUUUAAGAAGUUUAUUGAGCCACGAGAAGAGAAAAGGGCGACUAAUUUUAUCGAGCUCUCUCGUUAUUUAGAUGAUCGGUGGAUGGCGAAAGGCUAUACUGAUAGAGUUGCCGGCGAGGAUAUAGAUGAGCUGUGUCCGUCAAUGUAUAGUUUUCAUAGUGAUCCAAAUGAGAAAAAUAUACUGCUAAAACAUUUUAGAGACCAUGGUAUAGAAACGACUGUUGAUAGACAAGCUAAAAAGCAAAGGAUACGGGAGUGGAUACAGAACAGCGUCAUCGAAGAAGCGGAUGAAGAGGAGGAGAGUGCUUACGAGGCGAAUACUUAUGAUGAUAGUGAUGUCGAACUGGAACAUAAAGCAAGGCGAUAUCCUCUAGACGAAAGCAAAGUUACAUUGCGCUUUGAUACUGAGAAACACAUAAACCCAAGAACGGGUGAAGUUAUUGAAGGUGUGAAACAUCAACCGGCCGAGAAAAAUCCCUUGUCUUACGACGUUCAGAAUAUAGAACCGGUAGCACCGGCAAACGUAGUGCGACGAUAUGGAAUUAAAGAAGAAAGUUCUUCUCACAGUUCUACUAAAGAUAGUGCUUAUGGAUCAAUGGAAGUAAAAGUAAAUACGCCUUCGCGAACUUCUUAUAAAAAUGAUCAUAAACCGCUUCCAUCAGUUGACAAUAGUAUCAACAAUUCACCAAGUCGAUCUCUGAGUGCGACGUCUAUUAAUUAUCAGAACAAAUCACCAAUGACUGCUCAUGCGCAGAGAUUCCAGAGAAGUGAAGAAGUAUAUUUAAAGGAAUUGGAAAGCAUGAAAGGAAGUUCGUCAACUUUACACUCAUUAGGGAAUUCGUCAAGAUCGAACAGUAAUCAAACAACUAGAAACAGUUCUUUCGAUACUCCAUCAGUUACUAGUAGUGAAGUACAAGCUCCGAAUGAUGCCCUGGCAGUGCCUACAGUUCCUAAUAAUGUAGUUAUUACGCAAAACGGUUAUAAAGUGGAUAAUAAUCGUCAAAACAAACCAUCUUACGUGUCAAUGAAAAGCACAGUUUAUGAUAAUUUUCCUAUUCGCAGUGAAACAAGUACCGCAGAGAACAAUACAGUUAACCAACAGAUAGCCGGAAGUCCAUAUUCGUCAAUGAUGAACAUCGUUCAAGGCCAAAUAAAAAUUAGCCCGCAUGGAAAUGAAAUCAAUAGAAAUAUAGUUAAUGUAUCGGUUACGCCUGUUAGUCGUAAUAAAAAAGUCUAGUUUUGCUCAAUUAUUAAAACCAUACAAGGUUUUUAAUAUUUACCUGUGUUGAAUUUAUUCGAAAUAAUAUUAUCCAUAGUGUAAUAUUUGCAUAGUCCUUUAAAUCAACCCACGUAAUGAAUAAAAGUCGCAUUAUUUAUUUUUGACUCUAGAAACUACAUCAAAAAACAAAAAAUCUUAUAAGAAAAAUAAAGAUUGGAAAAAAUAUAAAAUGUCUUCCUCGUCAUUAUAAUUUAUGCCUUUUGAGGCUGUGAUUAUAUAACAAGUUCCCUGAUUAGUUAAACCUACACUAGCUAAGCAAACUUUACAAUAUUAAUUAUUUAGGUGUUAGAAUAUAUUAGGUAUUUAAAACUUUAUACCUACUUAUAUUUAAGGUAGAAUAAAGACAAAUAUCUGUAUUUAAGUUAAUAUAAUGUAUAAAAUAAAUUAUGUUAAAGAUGUA